Molecule: messenger RNA, 2173 nt
Organism: Labrus bergylta (ballan wrasse)
Lineage: Eukaryota; Metazoa; Chordata; Actinopteri; Labriformes; Labridae
Source: RefSeq, a predicted model, not a curated record
UCUGCCUUUAAUCAGUUUUUUUAAGUCCCAAACUUUCCACUUGGUCUCGGCAGAGGUAUGAGGAUAGUGCAAAGUGGCUUUGAAUGGCAGUUUGUCGGGAGGUAACCCGUCUUCUGGAAAUUCCGAAUGAUGUCAGGCGAGGACAGACUGGUUGCUGGUUGUAAGGUUCAAAAGUGAAAGCACAGAGUGUUAGUGUUAGCUCAGAGGGAGAAUGGUUGCAGAGCUCGAGCAGAACAGAGCACCACCACUAAAUCACGUGUGAGUCUGCAUGGUGACUGAGGCAGCAUGACAUCACAGAGAUUCGUGACAUACAUAUUUGUCACUGUGUCCCUGAGGAUUGUUCAGUCGUUUGGCUGCAACGUAAUAUAUUUCAGCAAGAACAAUUUGAGCGUAGAAAGGCCAGACAUCCCACUUGUGAAAACAAAGGAUCCCAAGGAUAUAAUGGAGUGUACUAUAGAAAGAGCGUGCAUGGAAAAAACGGAAUGCCCAUUAAAUCCCCUAUUUUUGUGCUUUCGGGAUAAAGUGCCGGAUGAACCCAGCAUCACUGAAAAGUGCAAAGGGGAUUUUUCCCAUAAUGUCACUUACCAUCACUUCCUGUGCUUGACGGCCAAGGCUGCCAAUCUUCAUGCAGUAAACUUGAGUCACAUAGGCUGCGAAUACGAUGUCGUCUGCCCUAUCUAUAAACAAAUAAAGUUUGCCGGUCAGACAACAUUUCCACCACCAUCACCAACAACAACAGAACCUACAAUAAUACCACCAAAAACUACAGAAACUACAACAACACCACCAACCAAUACACUGCUAGAAAGAACAACAGUUAUGAGACCUCCAACAACAACAACAACAACAACAACAACAACAAAAACAACAACAACAGCAGUCCCACAGGGCAUUCAUGGCACAAACUCACAGAGUGAAAAACACAUCGGUGAAACAGAAACCUUAUCACUGAAGAUAUUUUUAGUGGUGUCAAUGAUCCUCAAUGUGGUCGUGCCAGUGGCUGUUUACCUGUACAUGCGGCAACAAAGGCGACCAGUGACUCUAACAAAUGAAGCAAAUCUGACUCUAGUAGGAGUUCAUCCAAUGACUGAUAUGAUGUCAAGCGCGCAGAUGCCUUCUACAAAUGAACAAGAUGUAGAGAUGUCACAUUUAAUGCAGAUAAGCUGUGAAAACGUACCUUUGGAAUUCUCUAACCCAUGAACGCUUCAUUUACAGAAGACCUACACCAUAUUUAAUACAGUAAAUAACUGCUUAUAUGUCCAUUUAUAUUCUAGUCUAAUAAUAUAAAAUAAUAUAUGUACCUGCCUUAGAGCUGCAACACAGCAUUUGAUGUGCUAGUGAAUAAUCAUAGAGUAACUUCAUUUUUAGGACCCUCUUGAAACCCUAGUGAUUAUUAUUUUUAUCCUCCUUAUUUUUCUUCCGCCACUUUGCGGCCACUUUUGAAGGCCUGAAUGUGCCCGAAAACUCACCAAACUUUCCACGGCCAUCAGGUCUGGUGAAAAAUUUGGUAUUUUGGUGGCUUCGUAAACGGAGUUCGCAAAAUGGCUCAGUGGCGCCCCCUUGAAAUUUUCAAAAUGGCCUCCCCAUAAAGGUUUUUUUCACGUACACUCAACAAAAUUGGUACGCAUAUUAAGCUAAGCUUUUUGCAUGCAUAAAGUGUGAUUCUAAGCCUUCAUGGUGUUUAAAUAGUCCAUUUGAUUUGUGUUUGUCACAGACCGAAAAGGAAUUGUCACAGUCGCUGGUUUUAUACACACAGUAAGGAUUUAUGUGUAUGUCAUACUGCUUAAUAUGAAUUAUACCGUAUAGACUGAAGGAUGAAAAUAGCUGCCCUAGAGGCACUUGGUUGAGAUACAGCUCAGUGGUUUGAGAUUUUAAGUGAGAUAAUAAUAAUAAUAACUUUAUUUAUAGAUGGGGGAGAUGGAGGCAAGAUAUGAUGCAAAAAAAAGAUGCUACUGAAAUCCAAGGUGUUGAGUGAAGAACAGAGUCUGACACUAGUAAUGAGGCUUGCAGGAAAAGUCAGGGCAAAGUUAGGUUGAAGAAUUCUGCAGCAAUUCACUCUGUAAAUUUUCAUUUUUAUGUUUUGAUAGCUCAUAACUACUGGUCAAUGUUUCUUUUUGUUAUUGUAAAGAACAUAUUUUGUAAUAAAAAAACAUUUAACGCUUGUUAAAAAUGA